Molecule: messenger RNA, 735 nt
Organism: Symbiodinium sp. CCMP2592
Lineage: Eukaryota; Dinophyceae; Suessiales; Symbiodiniaceae
Source: the annotation of a GenBank genome assembly
AUGUCUUCCGGGAGCACCUCUUCGAUGUUGGCAGAAGCUGCUGGCGCUCCGGAGAUAGGCCCGGCUGUGCUGGCUGUGCGGCCUUCCACGGUGCCGGGUGCAGGAUUGGGGCUCUUCGCAGCAGAGGAUAUCGAACCCCUCACCAUAAUUGGCGAGUACACGGGUGAAGUGAAAGAUUUGGCCUCGUACGGUGCCAAAGUUGAUCGGCUAGGCCACAGCGAGCUGCACCCCUUCUAUCUCCGACCCGGUCUUCUGGUCGACCCGACGGAUGAGCAUGGCUGUUUGCAUCCAGAGUCUUUGUCCAUGGCCUUCACGAACGAAGCACCGCCAGAUGGAGAGUACAACACCCUUGCUCUUUACUGCCUCCGGGCUGGACUUCCACCUGCCGUCUUCUUCUGCACCCAGCAGCUAGUCCGUGCAGGAAGUGAGCUUUUCGUUUGCUACGGAUACGAUCAUCCUCGGCAAUAUGCCCUUGCAGAGCCGACUCCAGAAGCGGACGCGUUGAAGCGCCGAGAAGUCUGCGCGAGGCAUCCGCAACUAUGUCCGGACUUUCCUCCUCCGGUGGAAACCGUUGACCACCCAACCGUUUCGAAGGAGUUGCACCGUCAGGACAAGGCCGAAAUGCAAGCCAUCCCUGCAGCGAUGUCAAACUUCGAGGUGGGAACGGAGCAGUGGCGGACGGAUCUGUCUGAUGUUGUUCUGCCAACUCCGACCUACGAUUCCGACUCGGAUUGA